AUGGGAGCUCAGGUAAGACGACAGAGCUGAAUAACACAUUUGCAUGAUUCUGUCACCUGUCGUAGAUGGUAGAAAGGAUGACAUUGCAUAAAUAUUUUUACCUACUUCCUUUUUAACAGGUAACAAAAACAUUCAAUAAACAAGUCACGCAUGUAGUUUUCAAGAACGGUCAUUCAGCAACAUGGAGGAAAGCCAAGAAGAGCGGUGUGAAGCUAGUUUCCGUCCUCUGGGUCAGCAGGUAGUAAAACUGCAAAGAUAUACUUUAUUAAUUCAUCAGUUCUGUUUUUUACGACACAUUUUCAAACUUUUAAAGGUGCUGAAUCUCUUGGUGUUGCUUUUUUAUGAAUGAUUUCCAGGUGUUAUGAGGACGGUGUGCGUGUGGAUGAGGAGUUGUAUCCAGCCUUAAAUGAUGAAAGCAACCCGGCAUUAAAAAACAAAAAAGUGAGUACAGUCGGGUGAACAUGUUGGUGUCACAGGCUAAGAUGCUUCUGUUGGAUGCUGUUUUCAAGACAUGAUUCACCGACCAGGUUUGACAUCUGAUCUGGUCAUAUUUGUUCAACUAGGUGUUAGAGGAAUAAAUACCAAAACCUUUGUGUCAUGAUCCAUUCAAUGAACCCUUAGUUUUAAGCUGGGUGGUGGUGAAACACAUUAGCCCUCAUUUAUCAAUCUUGCGUAGAACUGAGCGCAGGAUUCAUAGUACAAUAGGACAUCGAUAUCCAUCGAUAAGGUCCUGUCUCCUCUGUGCAGUACCUUUGUAGAGUCUCUCCUUGUUAUUGUUCUCCGGGCAUCGGGUCCUCACGUUGCACCGGCACAGCUAACGGCACUCCAUUCGCCAGAGCAACAUUGUUCAAAACUGUACUGGCCCAAAUGAUGUCCCACACCCUUUCAGGAGGGUACAACAACGUCCCCACUACUGGGCCAAGACAGAGACACCUGCCUCUUAGGAGUCAAACGCAGCGCUCCACAGUGGCGCGUGUUAUCAAAUAGGCCUACUCACUGAGGACAUAACAAAUUUAUUUUAUUUUAUUUACAUCUUAAUCUUUAAUGAAAUCUGUCUGAGUCUGAUUGUGCUUAAUGACAGGUUUGAGGUUUGUUUUGAGAUCAGUUAUUUUGAGACAGACACUUGCUGCACCGCAGAUCCACACUGACUCAAACUUGCGUAUACGACAUCAGACCUGUCGUGAGAUUUGGUCAUAGCGUACGCUCAUGUGCAGAUUGAUAAAUGCCGCAACUUAAGUGCGCAAGGUGUACUUAAGUUUUCUGCAGUAUGCAAGCUUGAUAAAUGAGGGCCGUUGAAACUGUAGAGAAAAAAAAAUACUAUUUCAGUUUACCCUGUAGUCUGUCUGGAAAGAAGCUGUAAUUACUGAAUAAUUGUUCGUCAAAUUGAAUUAAUUCAAACAAGAAUGUUUGGAGGAAAUCACUGUGUUUUCCCCUCACUUGACUUAAUUUUCAAUGAUAUUCUCAAGGUUGUCUUUGGUUGUUUGAAAUAUUAAUUAAGAAGAAGUGCUCUAGUUUUUUCACUCCUUGCACUCUGAUUUUAAAACUCAGGAAACAUAACAGUUUAAUUAAAGACGUUUUAAAGACCUUGAAAUAAUUCAGAACUGCAUCCUAAUGAAUCACUUUAAGGACUAAUUUUUUUGCACAUCCGAUAUUAAAGUCAAGUCUCUAAACUUCAGUCACAGUGAGCCAAAGUCAUUUUCGAGGAAUCUGACAGGAGUUCAAAUCAAGUGUCCAUCGUAAAUGUUAUUUAUUAUAAGGAGCAGCGCCGUCUGACUCCACAAACUCUUGACUGCGUGAACUUAGACUGACUGUGUGGGACCUUUUCGAUGAGUCGAAAACACAUUUCAUUCAUAAUCAUAGAUUCUGACUGAUGCAGCAUGUCUGCGAAUAUCAAUGGAGUGACAGCUUUGUGUGUGGUGCAUGAAUGUGCACUGCACUUUUAUCGACAAGGACACACAUUCAUCAUUUCUGGAAUUACUUCAUGUGUCAAAGAAAGUCAAAAAUACCCUGCUACUCUUUCACUGUCAGGACUAGAUCCGACCAAACAUCUUGUGUUUGAGUCACUUUAGCUGCCAUCUAACAUUAAAGUGAGUUUGCCAGCAGUAACAUAAUCAUCAGUUGAAGCUUUAGCAUCUCUCCUACUUUUCUUGGUGGAUCUUGUACUGAAGUCUGCUAAAGUUUGAGAGUCCAACCCUACCUGCUCUUUGAUGCUUCUUUGAUAUCGAACACACUGCACAGCUCUUGCUUGUGUUUUCUGCAUCAUAUUUAAAAAACAGGAUGCAUGAUUCAUUUCACAUCUAUAAGCAUCCUUGCAGUAGCUUGUGCUGAGCAAGACAGCACCGGUAUGAGAUACAGUAUGUGCCAGCUCUUGCUUGAAACUGAAUAAUUGACUAGAGCCUCAUACAAAAAUGAACAAAAGCGAUCAAUGAAUACAUUUUAAUCCUGAUCCCAUCUUCUUGGUCUUUAUGUGGUCAUUAAGGGUCCAAGUUCGAGUUAAAGCCAUCGCUAGAAUCAAAGCCAAGGCAAGAGUCAUGAAAAUUUAUGCUUGAAUCAAACUCAAAUUCAAGUCCUCGGUUUGGAGAUAACGCUGAAAACAAAUUAAGAUUGCUUUUCUUUGUUGGUGUAUGGGAAUGUCAUUUUAACCCUCCAUUCAGUAUUGAAGCUCUUCAGAGGUAUAUUAAAGAACCACAUCACACUCCGUAUGUUAAUAGAUAGCAAGGUCAAGUGCUAGAUUGAAAGUGUUGCAGCGGUAGUGAAAGAGCCGAGGUUCAAAUUGAGUGCUGAAGUCAUUGAUUGCACAGUCCACAGAAGUCAGUGAUUGCAUCACCCACUUGAACCAUGUUUUAUGUUUUUUUUUUUUUCUGUGUAGCAUCGUUGCAUGCAGCCGAAAGAUUCUCCAGAAAAGACUCCUGAAAAUGACAAACGUAUGAGGAAAAAAUUAGACAGAAUGAUGAAGAAUCUGCCGCUCAUUCAGCCUAUAGGUGAGGCAUUUUUAUAAUAUUACGCCUUUUUUGAACAAAAGUUUUGGUUUGUCAUUGAUCUGAUUGGUGUUAUCAACAGAGACAGAGGUGUCACCCAUCAUUAUCGACGAGGAGAGCGGAAUAGUCUAUAGUCCGGCGUUGAAAAGAUCCGAUUAUAUGGCUCGGCGUUUGAAGGACAUGAAAGAGAAACAUGAAUACCUCUCACCCACAGGUAUGUGCAGCAGCACUUUUUUUCACACGUAAUGACUGGAACAGUUAUUCUCUUUGUAACAAAGAAGAUUCAUUCCCAUACUCUUCUUUGUCUUUCAGCAUCGCAGAGGAUUGAAUCCUGCUCCCCCACUGGGCUGAAGCCAUCUCUUGGAAGCACACCAACUAUCCUCAAACUAACGUGUAAGACAGUGAGAUGUGAAUUUCUGUGAAAAGAUUAAUUGUUUAUUUCUCUUUUCAAACACGCAGUGUUUUUCUGUUGAAGAAAAAAAUCUUGGACUGACAAUACCCGCUUUUGAUUGCACAGAUGUCAUGAAAUUGUGAAAACUGAUCAAUAAACACAGCAGUUGGUCAUGUUGUCUUAGCUGUGCAACAAGCAAGCAAAGCUUCAGAAACUGUCUAUUGUUAGUUUUUCAAGCAUUUGAUUGUCUUGAGGCUGAAUUAAGUUGUACUUUUCUGAAAUGUGACCUCACUCACCCAAAUGUUAGAUGUUUUAUUUCCUCAAAAUACCAGAGGUGGGGGAAAGUCCUUAUGUUGCAAGUCCAAGUCAAGUCUCAAGUCUUUGCUCUCAAGUCUUGAGUCAAGUUCAAGUCAACACAGACAAGUCCUAAGUCAAGUCCAAGUCCUGACCUUAUUGUUUUGAGUCCCAACCAAGUCCUUACCGUUUCUUUCAAGUCAAAAACAAGUCAUAUCAAAGCCAUAAACCAUUUGUUACAAAGAUUUACAUAAAUCAUGAGCAUUUUUCACUAUUUGCAUUUAUUAUGAAACAAGGGUUCUUGUUUGUGUUAAGUUACAUAGUGCAGCUAUGUCGAUUGAAGUUGGAAGUAGUUUUCAUUCCAUCGCUGAUUUUGGCACCGCAUGUCUUGCAUUGGGCUUUUCUUUUCUCUUUGAUGUCAUCCACCUUGUAAUUUUUAAAACCAAAAGCUAUAACUGCUGGAGUAGUCAUGUCUCCUGGCUUCCAGUUCAGUUCACCAGUCCAGCAGUAGUGACAGAGUGAAGCCGGGUGUGUUUGUUGUUUACGUGUUGCCUGUUUCCACGUGCAGCUCAUGGAAACAGGCGGGCAAUACUAGCGACUAGCGAUCGAUUUAUGUUCAGUCCUCCCGGUGUUGUUGUUAUGAGGGAGGCUAGAGUUUGAGACAGUGUUGCCAAGUUUCGUGAGAUAAAAAAAGGAAACAGACCUCCAGAAACAAGCCAAAAACAAGCGAAAGUUUUUUGCGGAAAAUAAGCAGACUUGGCAACACAACACGGUGUUACCAACGGCCGUAAUUCCUGACUAUUAGUUGAUGCGACACUUUUUAAACGGUUUGGGCUUGCUGUAAGGUAUUAAGUGACUUGAAAAGACUUGACUUGACUUUUCAAGUCACUGGGCUCAAGUCAAGUCAAGUCUCAAGUCUUUAGCAAUCAAGUCCCAAGCGAGUCCAAGUCAUUUCUUGAUUUCAUCAAGCAAGUCUUAAGUCAUCAAAAACAGGACUCAAGUCCAAGUCGACUCUUGAGUCGAGUCGUUAAGCCCCUACCUCUGCAAAAUACGUCUGAAAAAAGCCGGAUCAUCUUAUGACAGAGGCUAACUGUGACUCGGUCCAGCAAUGACAGAUGGAGGGACGGCGUGAACAAAGUGUCGGAAAAGUAGGACAAGUUAACUAACAGCUGAGUCGGGGUUAUGAUGCAUCAUUUAGAAGUCCAUCAUAAAUGCAGCUGAGAUGUUAAACAACCGCUAACAGCCAAGAAAUAUGCUGUCACAGUGUAAUGCCUGAAGAAGACUAUGUGAGUAGAUGUGAAACAGUUUUCCUAAUGAAAACAAUCUUGAAAAGUCAUUUCUGAGAAAUUAGUCUCAGAAAGGGAGGUCAUCCAAUAAUCAGUCAUCCUUUAUUAGGGCCAUUAUGGUACAUAAUUCUGAUUAAUGCACCAGUAAUGAGCAAGACACUUGAGAUUGCAUUAAUGAAACAUAAUGAAAUCUACUUGAUGUGCAAAGAGCUGCUUGUAUUUUAUAAAUGUAACCAUCUACUGAGGUCAGUUGGAAAUUCAACCUGAUAUACUAGGAAACAAAAAGGAUGGAGAUGGAAAAUCAGAUCAGAAGUCAUUAUGUACGGGUCAAUUGUAGGCGUUCUUUUCUAUGCUUGUGUUUUAUUCAUAUAUUUUCUAUUUUAGAUGCAUUUUUUCUUUCCUGUUGGGGACUUGUGGGUCUGCAAUGAGGAAUUAUUAUUAUUAUCAUGAGAAACUGGCAUUAAAAAGAUGAAAAUCUAAAUUAUUAUGUCUCUCUUGACAUAGAUGACCAGUCAGAUGACGACUCCAGUGCUUCUGCUGCUGAACCCACUUACUCACCUGAUAAAGGAGAAGGGAGAACAAAAGUUGAUGCCGUUGGCCAUGACCAUCUGGAGCAGCCCCGCAGGAAAGAGCGUGAGCAGUCCUGGCUGUCACCUUGUCGAGAUGUGCCAAAGCGAAUACCAAGCCAGAGCUUGAGACGCCCCAGCAUCAAGGACAGUGAUGCACUAAAGCAGAUCAAAAGUCCAAGUUUGAAACAGCCUGACUUUGUGGAUGAAAAGGACCAAGUUGAAAAAGGAAAGAAAAAAUCGAGACCGACCUCAGUUGGAAAAAAAACAGCAGAAAAACAGACGGCUGUAGGUUCAACAGAGAGACCUCAUCAGACUGCGGGACCUGAAAAACCUCAGAAAAGCAUUCAUAAAGAGAAAAGACGAUCACAGAUAAAACCUCUUAGUCUAUCACCUGAGAAAUCUGAAAAGGGAAAACUUAAAGCAGCUAAAGAGACCAAGACUCGCUCUCACUCUGACACUGUGACCUCCUCUAGUUGCCGCUCAUUACCAGCAGUAAAAUCAGGUGAUGCUGCAGUUAAAAUGUCAAAAGAAACCUCUCCUCCUCCUCCUCCUCCUCUUCUUCCUCCUCCUCGUUUAUAUCAAACACCAAAACGAGCCAGACAAUCAUUUUCUGCUUUGGUUCGAUCUUUCACUGAGCCUCGUAACUCUAAACAUGUUGUCUCUAGUUCCAAUGAUGGCGAUGAUAACGUCUUUGAGGACUAUUUCUCCCCCGCUAACCUUCAACAGAAAUCACAAACACCUAUUUCACUGACUCUACCUGUGGAAGAAAAACAUACUUUUCAGAUUCCUUUUGAGCUGGAUUCUGUACCCAGCAAGAAAAAACAAAGACGAAGUGAAAGUAUUGCAUCUGAAGCGAGCAGUAAAAAGAAGAGGAAACUGGAAGAAGGUCAAAGUGACAAAAAUCGCCGUCAGUCAGCUGAUGCAAGCAUCGAGUUACAGAGUCAUCAGCAACAGGAUGUUAAGGAAUCUCGGCCUUCUUCUGAAAGUUCAGCAUCCAGUGUCAAACCUGUGGACAAAAGAAGAAGAAAAAGCACUGUACCGAUGACGAACACUGAUACAACCACAAAGGUUGAAGUGAAGAAGAAGAGAACGUCGAUAUCGGUGCAGCAGGCGACACUAACAGAAACUAAAACUGAGUUAAAGACGCAGAAAAACUCUGCCGCCAGUGUCCUCUCUCAUGACUCGGAAAGUGAGUAGUAAAAGUGCCAGAGCUAAUUAAGUGAAGGUAUUACGGGGAAACCAGAAUGCAGAUUUCCAUCUUUAUCCUCAUUAUCACGCACAGGGAAAUUACCACAAUUUAUUAUGUUCAAGCUGUGAUUAAAGCGGAGAUUUGCUGCUGUGUUUUUGACCCUUGCGGAAUUUAUGUGGUCUUGAAGGCAUGCAAAUUACACCUUCAGAGAAAACUGAAUUACUGAAUGAGUGAUGUGAUCGAUUUUCAUUGUUGGUGAAAUUUUAUUUAUAAAUCUCUAGGGAAGAAUAAAGAAAGAUGAAUUCAACUUUGAUGAAACAGGCCUUUUUAAUAUCGAACUUGUUUGUAUUCUGUUGGUGACCUCUGCGAAGAAAGCUCUGUUUUAGAUCAUUAAUUCAAGGUAGGUAUUUUUCAGUAACUGGAGCUUUGUUUGCCUUUAGAUUUAUAUUUGUUUGACAGUCUGCAUCAGGACAAGACUGCAUCUGUCCAAACUAAAUCAUGUUGAGGUUUGAACUCCAAAAAACCCAGCAGGAGUAAUUUUGUAACCAGAUGGAGUUCUUGUAUGAAAAAGCUGCCAGUAGAUAAAAACAAUGAUGAAAAGUUCAUGUUAGUAUGAAUUAUCGAAGACCUGCUUUUUAAAACUGUGUUUUGACAUGACUUUUAGUGCGAAAGUCACAGAUAGCACCUUUAAUCCAAACUAACAGUAUAAAUUAUUUACUCUGUCAAGUCUCUUCAAAUGUGUGACGCUUCAUUCGAUGAAUAUUUUAUUGUAUUUGGAGUAAAAACAUAAUAGGCGCGUGUAUUCCAAACAUGGUUUACUUCACCUUGUUGUAUAAAUGUUUAAUUUCUUUUCACGGUCUUACCUUUUUGGCGGUAAGUUGUGUUCAUUAGUGUUUGUUUUCUGUUUUCUGUUUACAACUCCGUGUCAGCGUCUCUAGGCAGCUGCAAAUGUUACACCACAUAUAAGCAUGCAUGAGUGCACACCAAGCUUCGCCUGCUGCGUGAUAGCUUGAGUGACAUCCCACCCUCCACAUACACAAUGUUUUCAAUUAUUUUCUUGUUUGCAUCACAGGCAGAGGAAAUGAACGCGCUAAUGCAGCUGGUUCAGAAGAAAGCCCCUCUGAAGGAGACGAUAAUCUGGCAAACAACACCAGCUCUAAUGUGCAGAAAACGGUCAACAGAACAACGGUAAGAAGCAUUAUUAAUUGUAUUAAAAUGACUUUAAAUGUCCUUUUAUGUCGUUUAAUUACAGUCAUGAAUCAGUUUAAGACCUAUUUCUUCUUAGUACACAUUAGAGAGGAGUAUCCUACAGUGUCGGAGGAAAUACUUGAACUGCACUGAAUUAAAAUGAAAAUAUAAAUACUGUUUAUUAGAAGUUAAUGAAACUUUUGUUAAAGGCAGAAAGAAAGUUUCCUCAUGCAACACAUUUCGUACACAAAGGCAGCUGGAGGUGCUUUAAGAAAGCAUAUUCAAACAAAAACUAAAAAUAUUCAAAUAUGAUAAAAUACUGAGAGUGCAGAUGAAAAACUUCUUUACCAAUCACUUUUUGAACAUCUUUUUCUUGUUGUUUAAUUAUGCUUUUAGAUCUUUCAGGACUGCUGCAGGUGCAGACUGAGAAAAUCCCAUGACACUCACAGUUAUCUGCACUGUAGGAAGUUUACAAAGUCAACUAAACACCAAAGAGUGUGUGUGUAUGAGAUUCCCUUUUAAGUAUUUCCUCCAUAAGGUCACACACUUCCAUUACUGUCGGCGUUUGACGCAUCUAGACAAGAGGUUGUGUCUGGUCCUGAGGGUUUCCUGUGUUUUUCGCCUCUGUGAUGGUAGCCUACAACUUCCUCGCCUGUGAAACGCACCUGGGCUCUGUUUUCGUUACGCUGGUAACCUCAAUGAGUUGAAGUUGAAAAAGAGUCUCACAUGACGUCACCUCCUCUCACAGAUCUGUUAUGGUUUGACUCCACUGUAGUCUGAUUUUAGAGAUGUUGUACUUGUUCUUGUAGUUCUGGAAAGAUGACGAUAAAAGCUGAAUAUGGGAGGGAAAGUAAACACAGACGGCCAUGACGAGUGCUUUAAGUCACGCCUGCACAUCUUGCCAAUCUUUUAAAGUUCAGACAGUCAACUAUGAAACUAUAUUCUGCAGCCUUUCUGUACAUUUGAUUUUACAGUCUUCCUCUUACUGAGACUGUCUUCUUUUUGAGGAACAUGAGCUGAUAUCACUUGCUGUUAUUUACAGAUAACAUAAGAAAUAUAAGAAGCCUUAGACGCUCCAAAGAGUUGAGGAAAGGAUAAUUAAAAAUAAUCUCUGUUUAGUCAAAUAAACUUUUCUUUAUCCUUUAAAAUCUUGAUAAUUUUUAGGAUGAAUAAUUAUUUAAUAAUAAUAAUAAUUUUGGGAUUAUAAUUAUAUUAUAAAAAGGCUGUCUGAUCUGUUUAUGUGCCUUAAGGAAUGGUCUUUUCUAGCUUAAGUACUGUUUGAUAGUCACAGCGAACUGUAAUUAUCUGCUUCUGCACAGUGCUCUGCUCUCUGCAUAGACUCAUGAGAUGCUAGUUUUACCUGAAAAGUUUGCCUUUGACAUAAAUCUGUUAAGUCUUAAGGAAGCACUUUGGAUAAAGUGGAUAAAGUCAGGGACAGGCAGAGUGGGAAAAGACUCUGGGUUUGAAUCAACAUUGGAUGAUAGCCUUUGUACACGAGUCUCGCGAUUUAUCCACGAGACCAAACUGGCGCUCCCUUCAAAACUCUUUGACGGCUGAAGAAGUCUCUGCAGUUUUCUUCACUCCUGAAAAUUAAAGCAUAACACUCAUUUCACCUGUAGCUCCCUGACUCAACAGGCACUUGUAUCUGAUUAUGACUAUGCAUCAAUAAUAAUUAAACAAAUUAAGGUGGGGUAAUUGCUGCAUAAAGCAUGUCAUUUAAACCAUGACCCAUCCCUGAUGUACCUGCAGAUCAUCUGGGAAAUUAAAAACAGUCUCAUAAUUACUGGACAUGUGUCUCUUUAGGCGGAGUGGUCUGGAACAUUUAGUCUUACACUGAGGCGUCUUUAUGAAUUCCAUACAGGGGCUGAUGAUUACGCCUCGGGUCCUAUAGCAGCAGAUUUUUAGUUUGUUUGUUGGUUGGUUUGCUGGUAGUGUAACAGGCUGGUGUCAACAGUGAUGCCCUUUUGUGACCUGAAAAAAACAAACAAGACUAUUUACAGUAAGACUGACAGCAGACCAUGAACACCACCCUGGAGAAACAGUCUCAUAGCAAGUGAAACCUUUUUUUUUCAUACUUUAAGUUUUUAUUUAUCUUUUUAACAACAAAAUACUGAAGGUACACAACAGUCACAGUACCAGAACAGUUGUUGCCUUAUCCUCAUUAAACCAACUUUAAAGGUUACAUCAAAAUUUACACCGCUGCCUUAUCAUAGUUGUCUUGGACAGAGGGAAACGGUCAAGAUGCAGAGCCGCAUCUUAUUAGAGGCAGAAGGGAGGAAACAGACCUCCAUUAACGUCUUCACUUCGACAAAAAGCUGUCUAUUCUGACCGUCCUUGCAGCAUACAGAUCAGCUUUCAGGUCAAUCUUGACAUCUCGUGGGUCUCCUCAAUAAUACCAAGUCAUUUAUCCACUCUAGGUGGGUCAAUCUGUGGCUAUUUACGAGAAAUUGCUUUUUUUUUUCUAGCAGCGGCAGUCCAAAUUUUCAGGAGGUAUUUAUCACUGCUUAUCAUCCCUACUGGAAUAUCGCCUGGGAUCUGUUGUCUAAGUACUUCUUGUGAGUGUGUAGAGAUAUUGCUCCAAAAUAAAUUAAUCUUAAAUUUGCCUCAUCAUCUCUGCAGCUUCUCCAACAUCUUUGUUGUGACACGGCCAGAUAUGGUUUCAUUUUAGGAGUAAUGAAGUAACAAACAAGAUCCGUCUAACUGAACUUGCGCCAGUACAUAGAUCAAGUGGUAGAAAAAGCAGUCUCACACAUAUUUGACUCGUUAUACUCUCUUUCAGAUCUUUCUCCUACCUUUCUUUAAUAUAGUCUGUGGUAUUUCCCAAGUUUUCAACAACUCCCUGGUAAAGUCUUGAAAUUAUUGUGCAAGUGAUACCUUUGACCAUGACAACAAAGCUGGAUGAUCUUUAUGAUCUAACACGUGUUAAAGAUAAAAUCAACCCAACAGGAUCUGACUCACUUUGGAGCUUUAAAGAUGGGGUAGGCAGGAUCUGAGGAGGUGCCAGUUUUGGGGAGAAAUCUUGAAUACAAACUCUACCCCUCCCAACCAGUUUUCCCCUCAGCUCCUCCUCUCCCCUCCCUCUCUGCUCCAGCAAGCCCCGCCCACAAACAGACGCUCCUGCUCGCUCUAGGAUAAAGUGACAUAGUCCAGGACCCAAGGUCAACAGUCAAGGUCAAGGUCAACGGCGCUACAACACGCUACAGCAGGUCCGUUUGACAAGAAAUACUUCUGAUACAGACACUUGGCUUACUUUGAUAAAGCAGUUUGCCUGUCCAGCAGAAAGGUUACAGGGUCACCAAGAUCCCGAAGCUUCCCCCAUCGUUAAUGCUGAUAUUGACCCGGCUUUUUAGCUCUUGUCCGGUCUACCUCCGUUUUAAGCGCCUGUUAUUCCACCAGAGUCUGCGGUAUUUACUUUGUUUUCUUGUUUGUGUUGGCAGUCGUGUCCAAAGGAGGAUUCAGACAAAUUUCCGAACUUUCUGGUUGGUUUCUACUGUCUGAUAUUGUAGCACACUAACUUUGUUUGGGCUCAUGAACGACACGGUGGAGCAGCAUCUACCUCACAACCAAUCAGGUUGGGGGAGGCGAAGAAUGUCUUUGUUUACAGUUAGAAAGAGCGGACCGCUCAAAAAUGUUAAAAUGUGACUACACAGACAUAAGAGAACACAGUGAUAUCGUUAUAUUACCAAAUGUCAUCAAUGACUAAUAACUAUUGACUGAUAUUAAAAUCUUUUCUGUUUAUACACCACAAAAAAGAUGCUUUUUUAAUGGUUUCCUGCCUACCCCACCUUUAAGUCCAGUCUUUAUCUUUUCACACUUUUGGCUGUCUACUGUCAUCUAUAUUAAAACAUUUAACUUCAGUUUAAUCAGUCUAUAUAAAUAGGAUUCCUACAGUGUAGUCACCAUGAAAUAAAAAAUAUAAAAAGUAAAUCACUGUGUUUCAGAACGGUUUCUUGCAGGAAUCUUUCAGUGACAAGUGUUUGUAAAGGAUGCAUUGACUGUUCACAACUGAAUACAUCUAUAUUAUAAUUUCUGCUGUUUGUAAUUGGCCCCCAGCUUUUAUUGAGAUCCAUGAUCCUCAUCUCCCUUUGAUUUUCUCAAAGGCGUCGUAUUCAGUGUGCAGCCACGGAGGAGGAGACGCAGUCAUACUGUGAAGAAUUUCCUUCAUUUGUGCUCGGAGCCCUGGUGCUCAGAGACCGUGCCGCAGUUCACACCAGCUCUUUGUCAGAGGUUCAUUAUGUGCGUCUCACUCUCCAGUGCUUUAGGUUUUUUUUUUUGAACUGCUGCCAGAACAUGUUCGCUGUAAAUGUCCCCUUUGAGGAGCCUUUAAAGUAGCUGCCCGUGUUUUGAGUUGUUCGACUUGGUGUGAAAGACUUCAAAACGAGUCGAUUUUUACGUCUCACCCUUUCUUUCUUGUAGUCGUGCAGCAGAAGGUAACUCUGUUGGGGAUCAUUUAGAAACCUGUAUAUCAAGCAUUUUUCUUCAAGGAAAACUCCUGUCAGGACAACUACAGCAAGUGUUUGAUGGCAGCAAUGACUUCACAGUGAGCUUAUCAGCUCUACUAUAAUGUUUGACCACAGUGGGAAGAACUCUGCUUUUUAUUUGGUGCCUCUUUGCUCUGCAGGCCUUGACCUCUAAUUUCCAGGUGUAUGAUCAGAUACCAGAGAGGAGAGGACUCAAUAUGUACCUGCUGCUCAGGUUUUAUCGAUGAAACCACACUAAAUUGGGUCCAAAGUACAAGCCCGCAUGGAUCACAGUUGUUAGCUCACAAAUUUACAGUCUAUUGCAGUAGCCCUGAGUGUGUUUCCCUCUUUGAUAGCCUUGGUAUUUGAUUUCCUUUUUGCACUCUGUUGCUUCGCUGUGUAUUCAGCAGGGUUAUUGAAGGUGCACAGCCUGUCUGGAUGUUGAGAAAUGAUCCCUUUUACCUGUUCAGUGCUGUAUUAUUCAUAAACUACCUCGCAAUAUAGACACAGUGAUGAAACACAACAUGCAUUCUUUGUCCUCAAGGAUUUGAGUCAUUUAUAAGAAACACUGCAUCCUUUUUAGCAUCCUCGCAGUGAACAUUUGUUUAAGGUAUAAUUCACAGAUUUGAGUUUUGCUCCUGAAAACAGGCAAAGACCAGAUUAAACCCACUCAUUAGCUGCUCCACUGUUGUGUGUGAAAAGAGACACAGUAUGAUAUGAGGUUUAUAACAACUCCUGCAACACAGAGGUGUGAAAGAAUCACACACAGACUUGUUAUAACUAAAAAAGGUUGUAAAAGCUGAAAUUGAUGUGAUAUUUUUCCCAGAUUUGUUACAACUUCCAUUUUUUCAUGUGUCUUUGAGUGUUAUUACACCGCCUUCUUGGCACCAGUAUUCAAGCAGCUCAGUCUGGUUUGACGGCUUGUCACAUGAUCCUAAAUCGGCCCCUCAGUCAUUUACCAUCAUUAUGAUUUAAUACGCUGGAGUAGAAUUGCUUUCAUUGAUGCAGAGUAGCUGACAUGAGGGAGCAUUUGCAGCAUUUGUAAUGGGGUUUGUAGUGUAAUUUGGAGUGGUCUUCUAAUUUUUCUCUGAGCUGCAUAUCGGUUUAAUUGUACAAUCAAUUUUUUGGAACAGGAUUUGGAUCCAAAUAUUUAAUCCUUGUCAUAAGUUGUGCAUGUUUUUAUGUUUAUUUCAGGCUAUGAGGACUCUGGUCAUGACCAGCAUGCCCACUGAGUAAGUACCCCAAACAUUUUAUUCUUCUAGAUGAGAUUACUCCCAUUUAUUUUAACGGAUUAUGGUUCUAAAAAGACAACAAAAGCCUGGUUUGAUGGUUCGUGUUUGCCUCUUUCUUGUUCUGAUCUCCUCUUUUAGGAAGCAGCAAACUGUGGCUCAGGUGGUCAAAUCACUCGGCGGUUUCUAUAUCGCUGACCAGGUGUGUGAGAGCACGACUCAUGUGGUGUCUGGGAGUCACCGGAGGACCCUCAAUAUUCUGUUGGGUAUAGCUCGUGGCUGCUGGAUCCUCUCCUUUGAAUGGGUACGUAGUUUGGACUUACCAUGGUGAUAUUAGAAACGAAUAUGAUAGGAUAUAAUAUAUAAAUAUAUAUAUUUCGUGCAGAUUCUCUGGUGUUUAGAGCAACGACAGUGGAUCCCAGAGGAGCCAUAUGAGCUUUCAGACCAGUUUCCUGCAGCACAGGUCAGUGCCAGUACUAGUAUCUGUGACAAUGCAAAUGCAACAGCGUUAAACUUUGCCAUAAGCCGGACUCUGUUUGUAUUAUAAAUUGCAUAAAAUUCGAUAACAUGAAAUUAACAAGUAGUGUCAUUAAAUAAACGUAGGCUGUAAAGUGAAUAUGGGAUAAAUUCGGGCAGUUUUACACCUAAAGAAGUGUCAGGUUUAUCCUCCUUACAUUUACCAGCCUCAAAAUAUCCUUUUUUCCCACCAAAAAACUAACAGAGACUCGUAAAACUAGAGUUCAGGAAGUUAGAGGGAAACCUGCUAAUUUUUAUUGCCGGUCAUUCAUUUUCAGUCCGCUUGUUUUUCCUGAAGCAUCCUGUGUGAAUUGGGAACGUUGCCUCUUCCUGAACUUGUCAUUUAUGAAUCUCUGUCCUCUCCUGUCGCUGCGAGGGGAGACACACGGGGUCUCGAUGCAGACAAAUGACAACACAUUUCCUCUUGCAGUUACAUGAUGUCUUUUGUUGUGACAGACAAAGUAUUUUAACGUCCCCACGGCCUUUUGUCAUGUCUUUUCUCUAACUGGAAUGACCGGAAUACACGCUGCCCUGUCUUCUUCUGCAAGUUUUGUUGCUCUUUUACAGCCUGGUGUUGCCUUCAGCUCAGUCACUCAGUCAGUAUCAGACUGGUAGAAAAAGGUUUUAGUCUGCAACAAGUGAGUUUCAAAACCCAAGCCUACAUGUCACAGGUAGUCAGCAUGUCGAGGUGUUUAAAAGUUAACUCUUUGUUACCAUGGUGACUACACUGUGACAAUCCUUUUAUUUUUGUGCGUUGGAUCAUCACUUACAGUGUAAAAUAUAAAGGCAGUGACAGUGUUUGGAUUGACAGGAUUUUAAAGAUAAUUGGAUCAGUUACUCUAACUUGAUUGUUAUGUAAACAAUUAGCUGAAUUAGCCGGUAACAGCAGGGCUUGACACUAACUUUUUCCACAAGGGGCACAUGUGCUCCUAAGUUGUUGAAAAAGUAAGGAGCACACAAAGAACUUUAGGGGCACAAUGAAAAUUGUUCAAAUAAUGUUUGUCUUAUUGGUCGACAUAAGUUCUAUUAUUUGAAAUCAAUUUUAGGUCUUUUGGUCACAUGACAUGGAAGCUAUUGAAGGAAAACAGCCUUAUUUGAGAACAUAAUUUAUUGAUGGUCCCUUAUUCAACAUCCAACGUUGACAGCGAGGACGCAGAGUAGAUUUAACCGCACUGCUGUUGUUAUUCCCGGUUAUGGAGAGUGAGAAGUUACCGGUAGAUCCGCAGUGAAUGUCCAUUGAAUAUCCAACCUAAAACUAACUUCACUGCCGUAUUUACAUGAAAAAACAUUUGUUGCCUCAGCUGAUUUUUUUUAUGCGCACGUGCCCCUAAAUAUAUUUUACAAUUCGCACACAUCUAUUUUUAGUCGCAAAUGCGAGUGAAACGGUCGCACUGUCGAGCCCUGAACAGACCUUCCCAUUCUUUGUUUUAUCCCAAAAUAGUUUCUCGAUUUAUCCUUGUGCUCUCACAACGUUUACUUCACAAAGCAUAUUGCCCUAAUGAAAGUGAGUUGCAGACAUGCUUAUAAAGCUCCUUAGAUUAGUGCAGUUUGUUCAUGUUUUGCAUCUGAUCGUUAAGAUGAGCUCCACUCUCUGCUGUGCUGAGCUGCACUGUGCACUCUCUCUUUGAAGGAGCGAAGUGGAGAGAAGGACUCUUCUAACCAGUGAUCAAUGCUAUACAAAGCAAAAGCAGCCUGUUCAAUGACAUUCAAUGGGACAUUUCAUCCUUUGCUAGUGCAUCAUGGAUUCAGAAGUGUCUUCUUUCUUAUUUGCACAGAUUUUGUGAUCAGGAAUCAGACCUUGAGUUUCAUUUUAAACUGUUUUGUAUCCUCAGAAGAAAAUACAAAAAAAGAGAAAACUUAAAAGUUUGUAGAAUUUUUAUUUGUUCUGGAAAAUAUAAAAAAAUAACCACUAACAAAUGUGAUGAUCUGGCAUUUGUUAUCCUCCAAGCAUGUCAUAGUUAUGGUACAAAAACAGGACUCGGUCAUUCGGUUUUCAGGCUCCUUUCUCUGUGGUUGUGUCUUUUCAACUCCUUCCUAUUAGAGCGUCACAGUCACAAACACUAAAAUCCAGUAAAUGCAAAUCCAGUCUUCCUCAGGGACACAGGACAUAAAUAAAAGGAGCAAAUCCCUAAAAGACUGUAAAAUGAUCACCAUGUAUUAGCAUUAGAAAAGUAACUGCAAAAAUAUAUUAACAGGAUUCCUCUUAGUUUGUGUGCAAUGAAAUAGCCCUCAGGAUCUGUAACAAACCUCUGUCAUUAUAAAAAUGUUAAAUAUCUGACUAAAAAAAUCUACAUAUAAAUUAAACAACAAAUACAUACAUAGACUCUCUAAAAAGAAACAUUUUCUGUCUUUUUUACAUUUGCAUUUACAUUUUUAACAUCAGAUAGAACAUUUUUUGAGCACAUGUAACAAAUACUUAAAUCCAGUUGUUUGUCUGCAUGUUGUACCAUAGCCCCUCUUUUUUAUCAUGUCACUGACAGCUUGAUUUAAAUCUUGUUAACUGGAUCUCCACAUUGUUGUAAAAGUGCCCAUGAAAUUAAUUCACUAACUAUGGCCUGUCCUGUCAGCUUAUCUAGCUGACAUUCAAAAACUUUAUAGGUGCGUAUUUACUAACUACAAUCUUCAGUGGAAACAUUUUUGUAAUAGUCCACAGUUUAAAAAAAAACAGAAACCACAAAAAUGCACAAAAUCCUUGAAUGGUGAAGUAUUGUCUCAAGUGCUUUGGCUCCCUUGAUAUUUUAUUUAUUAAUUUUUGGUGAAGUUGUUGUUUGUUGAGUCUGUGAAUGUCCUCAGACUGUCCAAUCCUGGAGUUUCUUUUUUCAAAGGGAGCCCGAGAAGUCUGCAGGUCUGAUCAUCAUCAUAGUGGACUUCAGCGAAUAGCCCGAGCCUUUCCAGUAGUACCAUUUGACUCCGUUGAAGCGGUUUGAGUUUUGGCCUUGUUGGUAAUACAUCCCAUUCAAAUUGGAUGGACCGCAGGCGUCGAACCACCAACCUACGACAUCAAAACAAAUAUGAUCAUUAUCAGACAAAUGAAUAUUAAACCACCUAAAUACUCCUUUGUGCCCAUCAUGACUAAAACGUUAAAGGGAUAUUCCGGCGUAAAAUUAAUUUAGGGUCAAACACACCAUAACACCGAGUUAGACAUCCCCUCGAAAGAUGAAUGUUAUCGACUGCUUGCUUCUCUAGUUAUACCUAUGUGUUUAACCAUAGCUUAAUUUUACGCCGGAUUAUCCCUUUAAUACUCCUUUGUGCCCAUUGUGACUAAAAUGUGAAGGGCUCUUCCUCUUACUUUGUUGUCCUCUUCUGCAAUAUGUGCAGCCCUUGGUUUUUAUAUGGUUACCUGUUUUUAGGAAGGGGCUAUGUUGAGGAUUUACUGGUGAUCAUUAGAGGGCAAAGCUUGAGGAAAAACUCCAGUAUUAAAAAAUUUAAGGCGACUCUCAGGGCUGAACUAUUCUGAGGUUAAGUUUUUAAGGUUUUCCAGUUUGCAUACCCGUGAAUUAAGAUAGCUUUGAAGCUACUGAAGCUCAAAAUAUGAAUUCAAAUUGAGUCUGCUUUCACUCCUGUAAAACCUCCACCUUUGAAGAUAAUAAGCUGUAACAUUUGCUGCACACAGACAGGUUAGUGUAUCCAGGUUUCAUUGAUGAUUGAAUCUUUUUUUUUUUUUUUUUUUGCCAUAACGAGUUUCCGCUUUCACGUAAUGAAAAGCAUUAAAUUAAAUUUUCUGUCGUGUUGUUUUAGCAGCUCACGCUCACAGAAUGACAUGCCAUUGCACAUUACAAGCAGCUGUGUCUCCGUCUUGAGGCAGUUAUUUCAAAUAUAGAGGUGCUGAAUUUGAAGCGACAGCCAAAUUGCUACACUCGUACGCCUUUUUUUGUCAAACACGCAGGGUACAAGCACCCAUUCAGUUUUAGGGUUUCAAAUUUUCACUUCAUUUUAGUGUAUGCUGAGGUGAUACAUGCACAAGAUCGCAACCAGGUUUAUCACAGAGUAGAUUUGAGGAAAAGUUGAAGACUUUGUUUCGGUGUACAACAAUAAAAUGUGUAUAAAAAAGAAAAGCAUUCAUACAGCAAUCAAUAAAGGAAUAUUCUAUUCUUCUUUUCUUCUACAGCAGUACCACCACUUUCGAAGAACCUUGAAAAUAAUAUAUCUGCGAUGUUUAGAGACUCUGGGACUUGGUUGGGGUCUGUGUCAGGUGUGAAGCUGGUGGCAUAAGGGAGGAAACUUUUCUUGUGUUUUGAAGUUUUGGUCUUGAUGGACAGCAGCCUCAAAGACUCCGUAUCAGUCAGUUGCCAUAACUCUUUAAGAAGUCUAAAGACUGUAGAUACGUGUGUUUGUUCAGUAGGCUGUCAAAUGUACUUGAAAGGAAUAGCAUGAUCAACUAUAUCUCUGCUUUUCUAAAUAAUUGGUGUAAAAGCUGUGAACAGGGCAGGCGAGAGAGAGAGAGGAGGAGCCCUGCAGUUUGAGACCCCUGGUUUAUAAGUUUAUGGUUUUAUUGUAGUUUAAAGUUUUCUUUUUCUUUUGUUGUUGUCAUUUUAUUGACAGAUCUGACUUUAGAUUAAAUCAAGAGGAGCCUUUUGAAUGAAUGGUACAAUAUAUAAGUGUACUUGGAAGCAGAAUCAAGGAUUUUUAUUCAGAACGUCAUCUGUAGUGUGGUCACGUUGAACUGCAGAUGGCGGAUCACAAAGACAGGGGCAGGGCUGUUGUUUUGUUUUUACUUUAUAUGGGCAGUGGGAGUAAGAGGGUAAGCUUGGUUGUGACGGCCCUGCUGUAGUUACUCUUCGGCCCAGCUAUGCCUCACCUGUCCUGGCUCCAGGAGAUACCUGAGUGUUGUUGAUAGCAGCAGCAGGGUUGAAAGCCAAACCCUGCUGCUGCCCGAUCUCUCGUUUAGCUGAACCCACUCCAGCCUUCGCAUUUUGUCUUUGUUUGUUUCGCUGGACGACACCCCACGCUUCAUCAUCACAUUCACACCACUGACUGAACUGACUAACACACUCCAUGUUUUGUAGCUGAUUGAUCAUUUGGUUUACUUCUUUGCAAUAAACAACCCACAUUUGUGAGUAUUUCCUGUGUCCUUCCCAUAUUUGUCACGGUCCUUGAGCCAGGUUAUGACAGGGUCAACAUAUUUUUGGUUUAACACUAUUUUCUUUGAUUGCUGUGAUUACUUUGGUUAUGAUUUUCGGCAUGUUAUCUUGAGUUGGUUGAUUAAAGGUCGGUGUUAUCUGGGAUCUCUGUGAUUUUAUUUGUCAAUCGAGUCAUGAAAGAUUAGGCUUAUUUUUUUUACUGCAAGUCUUUUGUGGAUUUUGGUUGACACUUGAUUAGAGAGAUGCUGAUUCAGCGUAAAGGGAUAUUCUGACGUAAAAUUAAGUAAGGGUCAAACACACAGUAACACAGAGUUAGACACCCUGUCGAGAGAUGGAUGUUGCAGACCGUUUGCUUCUCUAGUUAUACCAACUUUUGUAACGACCACAUGAUAGCAAUACAGAGAGCCAAGCACUCAACCAAAAAGCCACUCUAUAGCCACAAAUAAUGCUUAGAACAGCAUGGCAGGGUCCCAGACAUUGUACUGGCCACCAAACAUCUUUUUAACUUUGCCUAAUUUCUUUAGCAAAAAGACUAAACACAACUCACCUACUCUCUUCCAGCAGCUGCUUGUUUGUAGCAAGACCUCGGGUCAGUCCAUUACGAACUACUAUGGGGUGCCGCAGCUCAAGGAAGAACAUUUAUGAUAAUUUAUUCAUGGAAAUGCAAUCAGAUCGAGACAAGUAAAUGAUAGGAAAUCAUAAAGUAAUGAUCAUAAAUGUUCUUCUUUGAGCUGUGUCACCCCGCUGUAGUCUGUAAUGGACUGGCCCAAGGUCCGUUUUGGUUGAGGUUUGUUUGUGGCUCCUCAGACAGCUGUGUAUUGCUAUCGUGUGGUCGUCACUAAAGUUGGUAUAACUAGAGAAGCAAGCGGUCGGCAACAUUUAUCUCUUGAUGGGGGUGUCUAACUCGGUGUUAAGGUGUAUUUGACCCUAACUUAAUUUAACGCCAGAAUAUCCCUUUAACGGGAUGAAAAAGAUUAUAUUGAUUUACCAUUACAUUUAUAAAAGUGGGUCACGAUCAUUGCAACAGAAUUGAAGACAUUCAACAAAUUAAAGUCUGAUUUUCAGUUGUGUUAUACUGCUGCAGGCUUAUGUGGCUCCACGCCGAAUUGAGUAAAAAUCUGGUGAACUCGCUUCUUUCUGAGUCAUUUUCUUAAACAUUUUGGCAAAUGUACUGAUUCAAAAGCCAAACAAACGCUUUAAAGGGCUUCCCCGUAUUAGUAGUAAUACCCCCGCAAGCUUUAAAAAGAUCUAAAUUGCUGAGCUCCUCCUGUUCAAACAUAGUUAGCGGCUGAUUUGAUGGAAGAAGCACUUUACUAGCAGGUGUAUUUAAUAUUUUUUUAGCCAUCAUGUAAUGAUUAACUACCGUCUUUUUGACUGUUUUUCAUCCAAAAUAUGUGGUUUCAAACUCCUAAUGACAGAUCCUACUUUCCUCUGUUUACUGGACGAGUGCCACUCAGUCACAAUUGAGCAUAAUGUGCAAAUGGAGUCCCCUGUGGGAGACCCCUCAUGGGAAAAAAGGGAUAGGCUAAGAGCUUUCAUGCUUUCGUGCUCACUUGGCAGACCCUGAUGCAGAGCGAGACAAACUUCUGGCAGCCGAGUCACUUUCAGCGGAAUGGAGGAGGACUUUUAAACAACAAGAGGAGAGAGGGAAAAGCUCUGUUCCCAGGCUAUUAAUGUCAGCUAUUGUAGGAGCUGAAUUCCCCAAUGAGUUCAUCAUGAUUAACUCGGAGCUAAUUGUGCUCUUUGACCUGGCCACAAAAGUACGGGAGCGUGAAAAAAAUGCCCUUGAAGAUUUUUUUUGGAGGAAGUGCCAAAGUUUGUUUGAGCAGGAAUUUUCUUUCGAUCGAGUGCUGUGACAGGCUGACGUGGCUACUGUAGUUUUUUGACGCGUGUAGAUAUCCAGAAGAGUUUAGUUCCUUACCCCCUGUUGUCAGCUGCGAACAUUUGCAAACACAUCUGUCGUUGUCUGCAUCCUUUGUACUGAAAUCACUUCCCGGCUGCCCGAUGCUGCUUAUUUUGCCUGCUGUUCCACUGAAACCUUUAAGGUGUAUCCUGUAAAGCGAAAAAAAAGGAAAAAUGAAGGAAGAGGAGGAGGAAGUCUGUGAUUGCUGUUCCUCAAAAGGCAGCAUCCUACACAUUUCUACUCUACUUUGGCCAAAGCUUCACUUCUAAAGACCUAAAAUGGGAUCUGGCAGAUGUCGGGGAGCUAUUUGCAUCGCACACUUACACUGUUACCUCAUUUUUGGGUUGUUGUUUUUCUCUGCCGUGCUUGAUGUCCAUAAUCCGCUUACUGAUUUUAUUUGAUCUUGCUGAACUUUUGCAGCGCUUUGGGGUAGACUUUAGACUUUAGAGUAGGACUGAGGUUAAUUGGAACAUUUUAAAGUCUGUCUUUCAAAGGAGUUAUCCACCGCAGUCCAAACUUCAAAAGUUUAAAAAAAGAAAAUACCCCCAAAGGUUGUGUUAUUGUCAAAAGGUGCUGACAGUAUGCCUGAAAUCCAAGACAUUUCAUGAAUUUCCUAUUUUUCAAACACGCUCUGCUUUUAUGACAUUUUCUUUGGGCUGAUGCCAGUACUUUCAUAUCAGGAAGUCUUUUGCAGAAAUGUAGGAGUUUCUACAGUUUGUUUUGCUUUUAAAUUUUAGUCGGAGGUCAGCGUGUAGGAUCAUGGGAUGAGUCUUUAAAAGGUGGUUUUUGGAAGCGAAACAUUUACGAUGCAGACGAGGGGGCAGGAAUACUCCCUUUUAAUACAUGAUUGAAACUCAGUGGAAAAUAACCACAAGCGCUGUCUGUGUUUUCAUCAACAUGCUCUCAUCAUUGAACAAAUUGUAAAGAAUAAGCCUAAUUCUACUUAAUUAUUCCACUUCAUUCUUCCCUCUAAUUGAAGCACUUAAAAACAGGUGCAGGCAGCGAUUCAGACGUAUCAGGACAUAGAAAUAUAAAAUGUUGUGAGUGAACUACAUCAAACUCCAUGUGAGCCCCUCUAGAAAUGAUGCUUCAGAGAAAAUCUGCGUUUAUUGAAUUGAUGUGUCGAUUAUUAAAAUAGCUGCCCGUGCUUUCACAUCUGUCUCCGACAUAUUAACACGAUUUAAAACUUCAUUAAAUUGAAAAGACAGUUGGGCUUACAUUUCAAGGUCUUUCCAACUGGAUGAUGUUAUUUCUUUAGAAAGUUAUAUGUGCUGCUACUGGAAGGAACCAUGUAUGAUAUCUUCACUUCAUUUUAAAACUUUAGCUGAACUUUACUGACAAUUUCCACAAAAUUAAAUGUCACAUUUCACUCCAAGUAUUUGUAGAUGGUUUUGAGCUUUUUCACCGCUCAUGGCUUCAGAUUUAAGAAAUCAUGUAGUCUUUACAAGCUUUAUAAAACGGCCUUUAUAACCUCAGGACUUGCAUUUUAUUAUAAUUCAGAACGAUGUCUCCAGUAUUUGGAAAACUGCAACUUUCUUGUUCUCCUAAACUUUAUUUCUCAUUGAUCAGAGCUGCUCAUGAUGAAGUGAAAGUGAGAGCUGUUUGAGAGGAGGCGCAGCGCCCACACUCAGCUGUUUGGCGUGCUUCAUUCAAUGUAUAGGAUGCAAUGGGAGCAACACAGCAGACUGAACAAUAGCCUUGCCACCUCAUAAACAGCCACAACAGUCGGUCGAUUCAGCCUAAUCUGUAAUUAUGCUCAAUAAUCUUUAAGCCUCUAAGUCUUAAUCAGUCUUUGUUCAAUUUGUAAAACCUACAAAUCAGGGAGAGAAAAGCAGCUCGGUGUCAGGAUUAGAUAUGCUAAAUUCUGAUGCUAUAGGUGCAGCCGAUAUGUUUAAUUGUGCACCUUUGUAUAGAGGCUGUUCAAAUCCAACCUGUGGCACUUUGCCAUGUUAUCCUUCACCCUCUCUGCCUUCUCUAUCCACCCUUGAAUCCCAUGAGUAAAAGGUUUUCUUGGCUUUGGGAGCCAGUCUCCAGUAGAUACUAAAAAAAUGACCGUUUUUGUGCUUGACAUUUUUAACACCAGCAGCUGCUGCUUAAUGAGUUCUUCUUCUGGCUAUUUUUGUCUCGCAUAAAUUAGUUUAUUUUUUGAAAAAUGCAAAGUCUUGGGCUCCUAAAAUCUGAUAUGAUAAGAGGGCACUGAUUACAUCUAAAUCUUAAACAGCUAACACUCCACAAAAUGAAGACAUUUCUGUUUGAGUAGCGAUAACUUGCCUGUAAUUCUGUGCCUCACUGUCGAGAGAAAAGAGGUCAUAUUGGGAAAAUCCAGAGUUCCCUUCCCAGUCGCUCAACUGGAUCCUCAGUUUAUAUGACUGUUGAUUUGUCAGCCUGGAGACAAACUCAUUCCCCAACCAGAAUUCACCCAGAGGAUCUCCAAACCCCUGAGAAGACAGAAGAGAUAUGUUCAAGGUCAGACCAUGUUGGCUUAGUACAGUACAUUCUUCAGUCAUCAGCAUACUUUGAAUAUUCCCUGCAGCUUCAUAUAGCUAUUACAAACAUUCACAUUCACAAGGAGAAGUGCAUCAGAAAGUAUGCUGGUAUUAGCAGAGCUUGUACUGCGGAGGGAAUAGCAGAAAUGUCAUGAAUGCUUUUCACUGUAAUGAUUGCUCUGUAGGGACAAGACAAAAGCUUGGAAAUCCUCCCCUUCCCAUUUACUGUCCAUCGAUGCUGGCGACGGUGGUGUUUUUUUCAUGUUGCUCUUUGUUUGUUUAACUUUCAACCAGAGUUAAAACAAGUUCACAAGAAUGUGAGUUGUGCUAGGAUGAAUCUUGAGCUACAAAAAAGUGGCAAAGACUAAAAGUGACUGUAGUUUCUGGAGUGAACAAGAGUCCCGCUGGCAUCAUUUUUUGUUCCAAGUGGAUGGUGGUCACUUGAAAGCUGUUUGUUGGUCGUUAUGGUCAGUCUUUUUCAUCUUCACUCUUUGGUUUUCUUUGCCUCUUACUGAGAGGAAUUACUGGGGCCAGCUCUUUGUUGUCUGCCAAAACCAAAACUAGCCUUGUCUUGUGCUUUUAGGAGAGAAAGCUGUAGCCUAGGUUUUAUCUUUCAAAGGGAAGAAUUUCUUCUUCAUGGCUUUUACCUUUUUGUACUCCUGCCACGUACGGUGAAAGUCAACACUGCCGUCAAAGCGUUUUUGUAGCACUGUCCAGCCUCCUCCUUCUGUCUCCAUGUCGCAGAAAGCCUUCGAACACAAACACAGAGAAAAAAUUCAUAACCAUGUGAAUAAUUUUAAUUUCAACUUUGGCGUCAUUGGUGAGUUUGGUUGAAACAGAUAAGAUGCGUAGAAGGAGUGAAAGUCCAAGUAGAGUCUUCUGAAAGGUAUCUAAGGAGAGUCCAUGUUUGGCUCAAGCAUGAACAUCAUUAAUGGAAGUCUGGGGACAUCUUCAUUCAUCUACUCCAUCCUUAAACACAUCAUUGUUUACUGAGCACUUCCAGAAGUGUGCAGUUUGUUAUUUACAAGGUUAUAUAAGUGUGGAUGGGUUUGUGCGUACUUGUGUGCAUCUUCAACUCCUGAGUCCACGAUGUAGGAGGCUUUUUUUUUAUAGUGUGGUCCAAGUCCAUUGAACAAGCUCACCUUUACUUCUGUUGUAGUGUUGGGUAAUGUAAGAGUGUACACCCCACUCUUUGUGCUCCCUGACUUAAAGACAGCGGCACAGUCCAUAAACGUGGUUGGAGUGUCCUGCAUCAUGGCGGUUUUUGUCUCUGCAGAAGAAGAAACCAGCCUUCGUUUAUGUGACACCAGACAUUUGUACAGCAUUGACAUGUGCCAUCCGUUGAUAAAUUCUCACCAAAAAGUCGCAUUAAUUGCUUCGGCGCUUUGACAGUGAAGCAUUAGGUCAUUAAAGUGUGUUAGCCGCCUUCUGUGCAAUCGAAUACAGCAGCACAACCACACACAAAUGCCUCAAUAAUGAAGAAUUAAGUGCAUCUGCUGGAGGGCCCUUUGACGGGAUUAAUUUGCGCAUGAGUUCAGUUCAGAUUUAUGGAGCAGCCUUUACACGCACUGUUAGACUUUGUACACAUAAGUCAAAGUUGUACACACACGUCAUCACACAGCAGAGUAGAGAGUCACCUCGAGCUGAGCCUGUGGAGAUGGUACGGAUCAGGUUGUUGACGGUGUCCAGGAGCUCCUGCUGCUGAUGCUGCAGUACCGUGUUGUUAGAGGAGACCUUUAGCAGCUGCUGCUCCAGCUCGCCUAUGAUGGCCGUCUGCUUCAGUAUUAAAGUCUGAAGCUGCUGCUUUUCUUCUCGAAGCGUCUUCUGCUCCACCUGCCUCUGCUCCUCCAUGUCCUCCACUUUCUUCUCCAGGAAGCUGAGGAGAAGAAGGCAGAAGGUUCAUGUCUGUGAAGUUCACUUUGUGCAUCACAUCAGUGUUUUGUUUUUUUUUCAGUACAUCUUAAACUUUUAUUUAUGUUUAAACUUUUUGGCUGUCCUCACCUGUUUUUCUCGUUUAACUUGUUGAUUUCAUUUGUUUGGACGAUAAGUUGUUUCUCCAACUUGUUGGUUGACAGAGAAUUUUCCAGAAGUCUGCGCUCAAGUCGAGUUGUAUGAUGUAUAACCUGAAAAGGAAAAAAAAAAACACGAAUCAACUACUGAACUGGACAGCUUUUUAAAAAAAUAACAUGAACCAAAGUGCUAAAAGAAAAUAAAUGCAGCAUAGCGGUAGUUCAGGCAGGUCACGGAGUCAAGCUAAAGGCCACAGUCAGCUGACAGCUCAGGUGAUCGCCCUCUACACAUCCUAUUGGCUAAUGUCAAAAUGGCGCCCUAUUUAAACUGCUUCUCCUGCCUACUCUGCCUGCUGCAACCACUCUGCAGCCCACCUCCACCCCAACUCCUCCAGUUUAUGUUGUGUCUGAUCUUACCAGUGUCAUAUGUGUUGUCACUGAUGCUUGCUCUGUUCUGUGGGGGGAUUUUAAUGUAUUUAUCUUAAUCGUAUUUAUUUGCUGCUGCUUUCUCUGCCUCGGCUUUUCAUGUGUGCACAUGAAAGGGAGGGGAGGAGCUCUCCGCUCGUACAGCUGUGGCAUUCCAUGCAAGCGCAUGGAAGGGCAGGGAACUCUCAGAACAGAGCCAUACCGCCAAUGUAAAAAAUGUUUGCUUGUAAUAAAUAAUUAAUUUUGACUAAAGUGAUCCUGACUGAACAGAAGUAAAAACACAGAAAGACAGAGACCACAUGACCCCCAUACUUGGUUGAAAGCCAAGAAGUAGGGAUGUGCACAUAAAGUUGGUGAAAAGAUUAAACUUCAUCACCUUUGUUGGUGGUACAAAAUAUAAAUCUUUUUAUUCUAGGCCUGAAACUCUGUUGUUUUGAAGCUGAGCUGCAGCCCUCUGCCUCUAGUCGAGGCUGCAGCACUAUUGAUCGCAUCGGCAUCAAAAAUUCAUCUACAACCCAGAUGUGAAGAAGCAUGCAUGCAUCGAUGCCAUCUCUAGCACUGUGUGAUUUGUAUUUUUUAAAGCUGGAUGCAACUCAUGUCUACUUUAACUGGCAUAAAAUCGCUACAAUGCAAGUAGGGAUGGGAAUUGUUACGAUUUUAUCAAUAUCGUUGCCAUUAAAGAUUCUGCUUAUCAGUUCAGUUCUUUAACGAUUCCCUUAUCAAUGCCUUUCUUUGAUUUAAAAAAAAGUAGACUAUAGGUUUUUCCAUGUUAACUCAAAAUUUUAUUGAGUCUUUGAUAACAGAAAAAGAUGUAGUCUAAAAAUAAUUAAAUGACAAACUAUUUGUACAACAUUUACUUUGUUGGUAUUAAGUCAAAUCAGGGUGACCAUACUCUGGAUCUCCAAAAAGAGGACACGGCUACACGGGGUGGAGUCGUGGGUGAGUGUUUUUUACGCGCUUCUAACUCAGUCCACGCUAUACAAACUCAAAACUCCCAUACAAGACUCGUCGUCUUUCUUGAUAAAUGAAGCCACGCUUUAGAUCGUUUCUGCCUACUUUUCGUACCAUCCACCAUGUUUUUUCCUCAAAGUCUCUGCUCUCCUUUGCGUUGACUGCCUCUCACAAGACCGUCUUCCAAAGCACCCGGGAGAAGGAAUCGUUAAGGGAAUCAUUAAAAUGAAAUGUAAACAAUGUCGAUGGAUUGAGCCAUUUGGCACCAGGUCUUGUUGAGAAUUGGUUCUUGAUUUCCAUCUCUAAAUGUAAGUCGAUGUUAACCUGCAAAGAAGACAGGAGGUUGGUGGUGCCGGCUCUGCUAAUGUUAGCCACACUCAGGAAACCAAUCUAACAGUGUUUGCAGACCGAUUGUGUUUGGCUGUUUGUGUUUUCACAUAUUUUUAAAGCUGUGAUUCAAAAGAUGGAAAGGUAGGAGAGGAAACCUGCAACUUGCACUCAAAGUUUUUUUAAUGUAAUAUUGAUUAUUUGUGGAAAAAGACAAAGUUUUCAAGCCCAAAAGUACUUAUGUAACUGAUGAAAAAGUGUGGAAAAAAGCCACUGAACAUCAGUUAUGUUAAAUAACAAAAAAGCCGCAUUUGUGUUGUCAACAAGCAGUUUGUUUGGGUGUUAUGCUCCAUUUCCCAUCAGUGAAUCAAGUUCAACAAAAGCCCAGUUUUCUCUCCUGGGGUGAACAAACAUCCAUCUGCAAAAUGGAAAAUCAUGACAGGAACAACAAAAUUCCGAUACAGCACCUGAACAUGGGAAACAGUGAAAAUCUACCUGUUUUUGAAGAGCCACAUAUUGAACUGCACACUGAGGUUGAGGACCUUGUCUCCAAUUUCCCAUUUUGGAGGAACUGAACUCAGCAAAAAGCAGGUUGUUUACAUAGAUCCCAGCUAUGUGUCUCCAAUGGAGCUGUUGAUGUCUUUGAACAGACGGAUGUGUGAUUGUGACAAACUGAUAGACCCCUUCUGUGGGAAUACGAGUGUGCUAAUAACAGGAAAUGCUGUACAGUUGGCUCACAUAAGGUCAUUGACGUGUAGUCACAAUAAUAAACUGACGCACUCAUGCCUGUUUUUCUCUCUGCCUAUGUUUUCAACUCCCUAAAGCUACAUUAUUUAAUGCAGUUUAUCGCUGAGCACACUGUGAAAAAGAACAUUCGUGUUCAUGCAGUGCAACAACUGACAAACCUGCACCGCAUUUUCAUUUGAGACUCUUAGAUUUAAACGAACUCUUUCUGCUGUAUGGCUUGCACUUUCUUGCAUGUCUUUCCUCUGCAGGUUUCAAGUAUUGUGCACUUGAGACUCACCUGUGCCUCCACAUUUGUCAGUUUUCUUGUUUGCUCUGCAGUUUGACUCAGCAGGUUGGUUCCAAUUUCAAUCAUCGUCGCUGUGUGAUUGUGCACAGCAGUCUGCUGGAGAUGGACCAUGUCAUGCUUCAUGCUGUCUUGGAUGUAGUUCUCCAGCUGCAGUGCAGAUGACAGAAAAUCAGUGUUUGGGCAUUUUAAGACUUGUUAGUUGGUAUCAUUACCCACUGUGCUGGUCACAAAGGGGCCCUGCUUUACAUCUGUGCUACUGAACACAUAGAACGAUGAGUGAUGAGUGCUAUUCACUCUUUUUUAAUCUUGGACAUGAAGCAGUUCUUUUAAGGUUUCAUUGUUCUGACUGAUUUUAUUUCUGGCUUCUUGCUUAUCCUCUGGCUGUGUGAAAGACUUGAUUUUCGUCGGUCACAACUCCACAACAAUGGUGAUUAAUGCUGAUUAGCAGAGACACACACAUCAAGUCUAAUCAAUCUGCAGAAAAGGGGUCUAAGAAUAAGAAUAACUUUAUUUUACCCCUGAAGGGAAAUUCAGUUGUCUUUAGUCUCACUUGUCUAGCACAUUUGUCAAAAUUUGACCACGUGGCAAAAGCAUCAGUUUCUGAUUUUAAGUAUUGGAGUUAUUUUUUAUAUGACUGUCAGUUAUCUGGAGAAAACAAAACUCAAAUUUGAUGGAUGUUGAGCAACAGCAGGGAAAGUUAGAUAAAACGAAAAAAACUGUGGACAAAAGCAAAAGAAAGAGAUAUCAAUCAAAUUGAAGAAAACAGACACCAAAGUAACCACAAACUUCAACACUGUAUGAAGUUUGGCAGCACUAUAGUUUAGUCCUGAUUGGAUUUAGGACAGAAAUUCAAAGAGAUGUCAGUGUUUAGCUUUAUCAAAAAUCAUUUUCAAGCUGAUAAAUUCAUCUUUAAGUAUUAUUUUCACAUUUUUAGUUGGUUUGUAGGUAAUAUGCAGGAUAAUGUAUAAUGAGUCAGGUUGUGAUUUUCAAGAAUUUCAACAGUUGUGAAAUCGUAAAAAUCAAACGGGUUGACUUUUCUCAUCCAAAAAUAUAUAUUUGAGUCAUUUUUAUAAGGACCUGACUAUUAUGAGAUGUAACUGACACAGAGUCUAUAAGCUGUUCUGCAAACUUCUUACUAAUAACAAGGUAACUACAAUUAUGCAGAGUGAGCAAGGCAUCCUAGGAAGAGGGAUUUCUGUUUGAUGAGACGUCAAAUGAUACUGAAUAACACAGUGUCGCAUGCUGAUCAUGGUAAUAGAGACUAAACAUGUGUUGGUAUGUUAGUUGCUUUUUUUUAUAUUGCUACAAAGUUGCUGUAUGCUCUCAUAUUCACUGUUUUUAUGCAAAAAGUGCACAAGACUAUACCUUUGUUAAUCAGUCCUGAAUUAAAAACUCGGUCACAGGUGAAAAGAUUUACCCUCUUAAAUUAAAAAAAGGUUUCCCUGAGGUUUGAAAUGCAAAAUAAUCUAUUUGUAAUUCUUGUUCAUAUUGAGAAAGUUAAUUGCUUUUUUGUUCAUGUCAUUCUGAGUCAUGACCUUACACAGGUCUGACAUAACCAUACCCAUAUGGAAAAAUACUAAGAUUCAAAGCAUGCGAUAGGUGCUCUGUGGGUGAGCACGGGUCUCUGCUCUAUCUUUAUGAGACGCGUUCCGAUCUACCUUACAGUAUUUCCAUAUUUAGAUCAAGACCAAUCAUUAAGUUAUUUCCUGCACGAUGUUCCUGAGCGGCAAUCAGGUCACACGACUCGUAAACAGGAUGGAUGUGUUGAGUGAGAAGUUACAUCCUUCAUGGCGGUACAACAUCUGUGUACAACCGGACACCGACGUCACAUUUGUUAUUUGUUAAUCAGUCAGAAAUGCACAAAAACAGCCGAUUAUUGUAUUAUUUUCUUGUGGUGUGUAAAAAGUAGCGUCCACAAUCAGUGCUGAUUUUGUUUGUCUUCCUUUCAAGACUCCUGGUGUGUUUAUGUUCUUGGAUACACACCGGGAUGUGUGCGAGGUGGAAGCUUUUCAUUUAGAUUGCUGGCAGGAUUUCCCAUUGACAGUCUAUGAUCUAAUCAGUUGUUUACUCCAUGUGUCUCUAAGGCGUCAGUAACUGGGAUGACUGUGUUCCUCAUUCACAUGAGAGCGCAACAACAGAUCCCCUUCCUCUUUUGUCACCGGCUGAGAAAGUUGCACCUGAUGGGAGUCUGUGUCACUGAUUUCAGACAUUUAAAUAACCUUGAAAAGUCUAUGACAAUGUUUGUCUUCUGCAGACAUCCUGAAAGUUGUUAUCUAAAGCAUAACGCAGUUAUUUAAGCUUUAAGAGUCAGUCUGGUUCUUCUAAAUUAGGAGGAAGUAACUUUUUUCUAAUCAUUUCCAGACACUUAUUAUACUGUGAACUCUUUAAAUUGAUGUUUUAACUAGGGCCCAACCGAUAUGGAUUUUUGGGGGCUGAUGCCACUACCGAUUAUUGGGGGGGGUUUCUGAUUACUGAUUAAUCGGCCGAUUUUUUAAAAUUUUUUAUGAAGUUAUAAAAAAUAUAUAUAUACUGUAGAUAUACUGUAGGCGACUGCUCUUCACGCCGACAAGAAGACUGAGUGAUCAAACUUGGAACAGAAAAGCGUUUUCAACUACCGUUUACCCGGCGUGACUGAGACCAGCACAGCAGGGAACAUUGUAGAAUAAACAACAGUACACAUUACGUGAUCGAGUUACUUCUCUUACUGAAGCAGCUGCAUGUGUCCAGAUGAGACCGGACCGGAAAUGAGGGAUGUGAGUUACUCCGAAUCUUAUUUCCUGCAUUUUUUUUUUUAAAUAUCGGCGAGUUUUCACUGGUUACCGAUUAGUCUCUGAUUUAAUCAGCUCGCCGAUGCAUCGGUCGUGCCCUAGUUUUAACUUGUAUAUCAUCAAUCAAAUUAAUGUACCUGCUUUCUUAUCCACUAAAUGGAAAUGAAACAUCUCUAUCUUCUCGUUAAAGUAGUUUGCCAUACAACUACAAAUAUUAGAUAAAAAGAAGUAGUUACUCUAACAGGCUUGAAAGUUCUGGGAAAACUUUAUUUCAUGUUUUUCUGGGUCACUCUGAUAUCGAUGGUCAUUGCACGUUCACUGAUAGACCUUAACAAUGGCUAUUUUCUCGCCUUUGUUAAUCCAGAGCAGUCAUAAGAUAUGACGUUGAAAAACGUGGGAAUAUGCUCUAAACUUUUUUCUGCUAUCAGGUCUCAUGAGUGCUGUGAAGAAAAAUGACAUAUUCUCUCACACCAGCUUCAUCCUGGAAAAAAUGAGUUGUAUUUCAGGAACUGAACCUGUCACACUUGGGCAGUGACACUGAAUAAUAAGACAUGUUGAUCUAGCUGAAGGAGCAAGAUCAUUCUUUUUAAAGUAUGGUCCUGUCAAAUUUUGAUUGAAGUGCAAUUUUAGCCAAAAAUAGGACAAUAAUGAAGUUCCCAUCAAAAUGGAGGUGGGAGUGGAGCUAAAAUGCUGCUUUCUCUACGACUCAGAUACAGAAAGGAAGGGAUUAUGACGUUUUGGGUAGAAAAAGGCAGAGCAAUUUUCAUGACUCGUCAACAGUCGCCCAUGAAUUAUUCAAAACGCUCAAAUUUAUCUAGAGUACGUAUAAAAAGAUAACAAUGUCAGUGGUUGAGGUCAUCGUGUCUUAUUAUGCAGGAUGCCUAUGAGUACGUUGAUGCAGGCCGAGCUAAAUACAUUGUGACACCUCAUUAAUCAUCAGCACCUCUUGGCUUGUUAGAAGUAUGGACUUGGUGAAAUGUCCCCUUGUGCUGCGAACAGGCUUUUGUUUCUGAGGCAGCACUUUGGCAGUUGUCUGCCUGUGAGCGCGGUUAGUUACGGAGUAGAUCAUAAAGAGCUUCAGAGCGGCGUGCCCUCUGCGCUCUCCUGUGGAAAACAUCAGAGCUUGUUUUAUGUUGAGGAGCAGGAACUGAGUGAUCAAGCUGUGAGAUGUUCCUGUCUUGUCUGUCCCUCCUUGUGAAGCCCUGAUCGGUAAUUACCGAAGAAGAAAAAGAAGGAAGGAAAGAAAGAAAGAUGUAGUCCACUUCAUUCAGUCUUCACAAGUAAUGGCUCAGCAAACUGAAAGGAAGCAUGCGUCCCUCGUCUGGACACCUGUGUCGAGUCUUUGUAAGUCUUCAAGCCCAUUAACUAAUCAAUACAGAGACAUAUCCUCAUAUUGUCUUAAUGGAAAUGGAUCCCUAAAGCCUCUGCCUGAAAGGAGAGAGCUUUUUAUGAAAUGAAUAUGGCUGGUUUUUUCACAUCCAGCUAUCUUACAUGAAAGUUUACUCACUCAAACUUGUCUUUUGUUGAGCUGAAAACUUUCAUUAGUCUUAUCUUCUGGUCUUGGUCAGUCCUGACUCACACCUCACAAAUGCAUACUCUAUUAUAUUUUUGAAUUCCCUUAUUUUGAGACAGCAGUUUCUGUUUCAAACUGGAGGGAACAGAAACAUAAACUGCCUGACUGAUGUUGGCCUGAACACAAAAAGAGUUUGUGUUUUGGUAUGAGUCUGAGAAACUUGCACAUCACGUGGAAACAAAAUUAGCAGCUACCCCAGAUUUUUUUUUUUUUUUUUUUUUUUUUUUUUAGAGUCUGAAAAACAUGUUGGGAGUGAGUCUAUAAUUUAGUUUGUUUGUGUUCCUGAAACUGAAGAACAGAAUAUUAAUACUCAAACAAAAGUUUAAAGCUCCUUGAAGUGUCCUGCGUUUUUUACUCAAGGCAGUAUAACAGUGUGUCGGGGUCUUUUCACAUAUUUAAGUUGUAUUUCAUGCAGAACAUGUUGAAUCUGCUCAUAUACAAUAUACAGUUUGUUGUAUGGGAGAAAAAACUGCAAUUUUAAAUCAAUUUUUAUGUUCAAAAAUUGAUUUUUUUUCAAAUAUAAGAAUAACUCUUCAAAACUGACUUACAUGUGAUGUGAAAUUUGGUUCCUGGAAUAGUUAGUAGACAAUCAUAAUCAUUCAACUGUUUCACUGGUGUUAAAAAUGCAGAUUAAAAAUCUGGAAAAUCGUCAAUAUUGUAGAAUCGCAAUUUAAACCGAAUUGGCAUCUAAAAAAUCGUAGAAGAAUCGAAUCGAGAGAAAAGCAUAUCGUCCCAGCCCUAGUAUGUUGUUUAUGUUUUUACUUGCAUGUGACUUUUUACUGUCUUGAGGAUUUCUUGAAAUUUUUUGUUUGUUUUAAUUAUUAACAUUAUCAGAGGGGUGCUAAAUAAUGCCAGAACUUUGGUUCAAGAUAUUUUUCCUGAAGGGAUGAUAAAGUGUAAUAUCCCAUUAAAUUACAUGACACAGGCCUAUUUUGUGGUACAAUUUAACUUUGUAGCAUAUCAUUAAAUAUAGUUUCAUUUCAUAUCAUUUCCUGCGGUAUUGUAUCUUACCAUAUCAUAUUAUAUUCUGUCAUAUUGCGCUGUAUAAUUUUGUAUUUUAUUGUAUUAAUUUGUAUUAUUUGAUAUACUUUUUAGUGUUGUUUCAUAAAGUAUCAUAUCUCAACAUAUCGUAUCGUAAUGUAUCGAAUCGUAUCGUUAACAUUGUAUCAAAUCAUAUACUUUUUCAUUUUGUUUCAUAUGGCACAUCAUACUCAACUGUAUCAUAUUGGGCCUAAUUGUAUCAUAUCAUAUUAAAUCGUUCAGCGUUGUAUCUAUUUGUAUCGCACCAUAUUGUAUUGUAUCAUAUUGUCACAUAUUGCAUCACACCAGAUUUGUAUAGUUUAGAGAGUAGUUUCAUUUAAAGCUUCUACUGUCUUUAGUUUAAAAAAUCUGAUAUGAAGUUUUUAAAAAAUCACAGUGACAUCUGGGUUUGUUCAAGUGCAACAUAUCAUCAGGGCUUGUUUCAAAAACCACAUAACACUUGUCUAUAGUUUGUCCUUGGAGACCGUCCCUCUCCCGUCAUAGAAACAGAAACAAUCAUAGUCUGUGUGUUAUACAGUCAAGUGUGACAUAACCUUACCUUCAGCAGCCACUGUGUGUUGUUCUCCAUGGUCAUCUCCAGCUGUUCCAGCCUCUGAGCCGACUCGGUGUUCUCCACAGGCCCAUCCUUUUGUACGGGAUGGUUGUAGUCGCUGCUCUGGGUUUGGCAGUAAUCCUGCUCAGGCAGCAGAAAGGUGUAGCUGCACGGCCCGUUCUGGAUCUGAUACUGUCUCUUACCUGCAGCACUGUAUCCUGUCCCCAUACCGAGGCAAAAACUUAAAACUAACAAGUCCACAUUCAGCAUCUUCAUAGCAAGGCUGUUUACCCAAAGGUUAAGUGAGUGCAGCUGUAACUUCUUGGGUUUUCUGUAACUUUCCCUCAGUGAUAGGGCGCCUUUCCCAAACAGCAUCCAAGUGUAAAAAAGUCCUCUUGAGAUUCCUUUUAUUCCCUCUCAGUGGUAGGAGGAGAAAAAGCCAUCAGGAAUUAGAGCUGGUGUGUCAUUCCCUCAGGUUACCGGUGCCAGACUGCAUGUGCUCGCUUUUCAUCAAGCCCCCGACCACUUGUUUGAGCUCCCCGUGGCCCCCCUCUGAUUAGCUAACUGUGAGUUUAAAACCACUCCCCUCCUCUCGCUGUGGCCAGUCACUGUGAAGAGCACUGAAGUGGAGAUUCCUUUCAGCGCACACACUAAACAACACAGAGGAGCAGAUGUACAAACUACACACACUUCACUAUAUCCUCUACGACGGCCACGUGUUUUUUCUCUGCUCUGUUUGAGGGGGGAAAAAAAGCUCCUCAGGAUGCAGCUGUCCACCUUCAGCACACUCUGUGAUAGUAGCCGCGUCCAUCCCAUUCAUUCAAGAAUGUUUCCCGGUCAAUGACAAAGCAUCCUUGAAUGAGGGAUUCAAAGGGAAGAGGCCUUGUUUAAAUGCUUUUUUCUCCGUUCACCCAAUUUUUCUGCUCUAGCGUGCAGAUUGAAAUCAAAGGCAGAAAUGACUGAUUGAAAUGUCAUUCUCCUCAGACAGUCUCAUCUAUCUUUUCUCUCUUUUUAAAUCAUAUAAAACAGUCAGGUCUUUGCUCAGGGCUCAGUGUCCUCAAAGUCUAAAAUACUUUUGUUUUUACUACAAACUAAAGCUGCCACUUGUUGACCCUAGACCACAAAACAGAAAUGGCAUCUGCUUCUGGGGCAGAUUUAUGCAAUUUCAACCCAAGUGCACUUGGCAGAUCUGUGUCUGAGUCAUAAGAAUAAUCAAGCAUUAUUUGUCCUUACCCUUACAGAUCAGAAAAGUCAUGGGAAAGUUGUUUUGUUUCUGUGUUUUCUCUAACAACAAAUGCAGCUUUGUAAUUGUAGACUACCUUGUUUGAUUUUGUUACAUUUUGGAGUAUGUGGGCAAGCUGUGGGUGUUUUCUGUAUCCUGUUCCAGAGUUUCGUGUCUGCACAAGCUCAGAAUAGCAGGACGAAAAGGGAUCCCACGCGGAUCAACUUUUUACUCCCGGUUUUUAAGUGUGAAUCUGAGUGAGCGCCACUGUUGAGUGUGACAAUAAUGAGGCUGGAUAUGAACAGAUUUUUAAUGCGGUUGAAUGUUUUCCCAAUUUACAAAACCAGAGCUGUUAAUUUCAGAUGCAUGAGUAUUUUCAGACAGCCUCUCAUUAGUAACUCAUUAUUUGUGGCUAGUCGGGAAAAUAUAACAGACAGUCUCCCCAAAGCGUACGAAAAUAGAGCCUUUAACAACCCUGCUUUGAUAUAAUGAAUACACAAAAGGAGGGUUUGGUUGUUUUCCCCUAAUUGCAGCAUUAACCCAACAUGACGUCACAUAAGUCCGUCUGAGGGCUCUCGUGUCACAGUGGGGCGCAGAGUGCAGGUGCAUUGUGCAGGAAAGGCAUUGACAUCCAAGGAUGUUUUGUCCCAUACUUCAGGAAUGUGGCUCCAUCACAGACAUUCCUGUUUUUUUUUCCCAUUUGUAUUUUCCUGUAAAUACAAAACACAAUUAGGAUAGUUUUGAAUUUACUCACAAGUGUUUUUUUUUUUAUUUCAUUUUCACUUUUAGUUUUCUGUUUUAGUAGAAGUUAGUUUGUACGCUGUUUUGGUAAUUUUUGAAGUUUUAUUUUGGGUGUUUUUCUUUUUAUGAGAUGGACAGCGAAAAGGAAGAUGGGUUAUGUGGGGACAGAGAGCUGGGGAAGCCAUGUAGCAAAGGGUCUCUAUCCUUUGUAUGUAGGGCACUUAGAUCACUAGGUCAUCGACAACCUGGGAAUAUUAUUAUAGGAAAUGCUUGUCACAACUGAUUCCCAGAAGUAUUGUGUAAUAAAACCACAAAAUACCAAAGAAAUAAAAAUAAAUGUAAAGGACCAAAACCAUAAAGGAUUAUGAGGUCCGUCUGUGUCCUUGUGUCUUAUGAAUGUAGAAUAAAAUGACAAGGACUCAAGCUUAAAACCUUUUUUUUUAAAUGAUGUUAUUAUGUUGUCAGUUUUUCAAAGUCCUACUUUUAUAUAUAACAGAAACCGCAGUUUCACAGAAACAUUUAAAUUUUAUUUCAGGAUCAAAGUCCAAAAAAGACAAUAUAUACCAUAGCCAAAAAAGUAAACAAAAUACAUAAAAAAUUUAUUUUUCAAAGUAAACUAAAUAAAAAUAUCUGUGUACACUUCACCCUCCUCCUGUGUUAGGAUUUUGAUUUUAAAUGCUUAAAAGAACCACUUAAAUUAGCUUUUGUGCAUCAAGACUUUUGAUUUUGUCAGGAACCUCGAUUUCAACAAAAUUUAAAAAAAUUAAAUUGACUAAAUUAUAAAAUGCUUUUACUAAAAUGAUGGCACUUGUCGUGUUUGGGUCGCUGUUGACCCAGUUAGAUCAAUAUCUAAUAAUUAGAGCAAAAACUGAAAUCAUAAGUGCACUGUCAGUCAGAUCCUUCUCCAAUCAUGUGAGAUUUAGGAAAUUCUCAUUUUGUCAUGUUUUUUCCUGCACAAAAAACUACGCCGGGCAUGUCCAGACAUGUGAGAUCAGUUCAGUAUGGAUGUCUGUGUGAGGGGUAUAAUGACAAAGAAAGGCCCAGAGGACCACUACAAAAAAUAUUAUAAGCAAUAUUUUCAUGGAUAAUGAAGCCUAACAAGUUAACCUAGAGAUGAGAACCAAAUCGGAUGAUAGAGAAUUGUUUUUAGUGUAAUUUACAGCUGAUUUAAGACAUGGGUCAAAACCAACCCUUAACAUAGUGGGUGCGUAGUAAAAGCUAACACAGGAGGAAGGUUGAUAGAAAUAAAAACUAAAACACUAAACAAAGAGAUGAAAUCAUGUCAGUGUCUUCAGACCUGGGACUGUGUCUGACACUGAAACCAUAACAGACUCUCUUAAACACCCUGAAACUAAAACUCAAAGUCAGACACAAUCAGUCUGCGAAAUAACCGCUGCUUUACAUUGUUAAGUGAACUUUCAUUUUGCCCCAACAUGACCGCAUUUCAGUUUGAACCGCACUGUAUUUCUUUUUUUUUUUGACAGGAAAGCCUCUACCUACUGUCGGGCAGAAAUGCUGAAACAGAAUGGCAGGAAACGUGCUGAUGUAAGAGUUACAGUACGAGGGAAAUGCAACAUAUUUAAGGCACAUUACAAAAGAGGAAGGAGUUGACGUCAUUUUGAAAACACGGCCUGUUUCAGGUGUGAAUCAUUUAAACAGUAGCUUUAAUGAGAGCAGUUUAUUUUUUAUGGUUACUAAAAGCACAGGGGAAGAAGGGACCACUGAGCAACAUCCCAUGUACGUCAAAACACCACAUACCACUAGACUGUUGCGUGCUGGAUUAUCAGACUUCACUUUGCAAACCUGUCAGGCUCUCCUCGUUCUCAUCUUGUAUUUUUUGUUAAAGAUUGACACAAGGGUCACUGUUAGGGGUCAGAUGGUAGAGUAGGUGCCCCACGUAGCCUUCAUUGCACUGGUUGAACAAUUACGACACUGUCUCUCAAGCAUUCCUGUCCUACAAACACAAACAGACGCUCCUGCUCGCUCGUAUCGUUUUAAUUAAAUUCAGAUAUAAUGCAGAUAAAUACUUCAGAUAAAUACGAAUCGGGCCCAGUCAACGUGAAAGUAAAAAGCGUUGGUGCUACUGUAGAUGCCAACAGACUACCAGCAAACACAAUGUUUGUAGGACUUCUACAACUAGGAUAAAGUGACAUAGUCCAGGACCCGAGGUCAACAGUUUAGCAGCGCUACAACACUUGGCUUACUUUGUUAAAGAGGUUUACCUGUCCAGCAGAAAGGUUACAGGGUCACCAAGAUCCCGAAGUGUCUCCUAUCGUUUCAUGUUGACCCGGCUUUUUAGCUCUUGUCCGGUCCACCUCCUUUUAAGCCCCCUUUAUUCCGCCAGAGUCUCCGGUAUUUACUUUGUUUUCUUGCUUGUGUUGGCAGUCGUGGCCAAAGGAGGAUUCAGACAAUUUUCUGUACUUUCCAGUUGGUUUCUGGUUGUAGCACGCUAACUUUGUUUGGGCUCGUGAACGACACGGGGGAGCAGCGUCUGCCUCACAACCAAUCAGGAUGGGGGAGGCGGAAAAUGGGUUUGUUUACAUUUAGAAAGAGCAGACCGCUCAAAAAUUUUAAAGUGUUGAUUAUACAGACAUAACAAAACAAGCGAUAUCGUUAUAUUACCAAAUGUCAUCAAUAACUGAUAGCUAUUGACGGAUAUUAAAAGCUUUUUUGUUUAUACACCACAGAAAAAGCUGCUUUUUAAUGGAUUCCUGCCUACUCCACCUUUAAAACCCUAAAGCCCAAAGAUUAAUCUCAACAAAAAGGAGCUGUCAGCCUAUUAGCCCAGCCUUUACCCUCACAUAUGUCACUGUGAAUGUGCAGCAGCAGAAGUAUUGACCGUUUUGUCCAAGCAGCGAGUUGGGAAUUCCCAUGUGAAGUAUAAAUAAGUUGUUGCUUGGAUUCUGCAGUCCAACUUUCAAUUUCGAGUCUUUUUCAAAGAAAACAGACUCUGUACUGUUGGCAUCUUUGUGACCCAUCCUCCGGGGAUUUGAAAAAUUCAGCUCUUUGAUUGUGAUGAAUUCAACAAACAGGCAGCAGCAGCAGCGUGAAGAUGGUUUACAAAUGAAUAUUUUAGCUCCAUUAAGUUUGAUUUCUUGUAUUAAACCUUCUUAAAAUGCAGGCAUAAAUUUAGGUCACCACAAAUGAGCUAUGAACACAACAGUAAAGAAGAUAUUUGAAGUGAAUGCAACUCCGAUCUGCAUUUGAACGACCAAAAACAAAUCAAUCAAAUACCAAGUAAAUGGAAUAAAUUCACACAUAUGGACGGAUUCAGUAUUUAACAGAAUAAAUCUCUAAAUUUUGGACUGAAGCUCAAAGGGUGCUGCUGUGACAGCUAAUUAAAGCUUGAUAUCUCACCAUGAGAGGGGAAGUAUCUGUUUGUCAAACAUACAGAGUUGAAACUGCCUCAAACUUCACGUUUGAUAAAAAUCCAUCUCUAAAACCGCCCAGUAGACCAUAGACAGUCUUGGAAUAGCACCGCCUACUGGACACAGCCAGUAAGACCUGAGUAACAUGCUUCAUUAUGUUAUAAAUUGACACUGAGCACGCUUGCUUUAUGUUGUGUCUGAAAUACAUGACAAAUGCUUCAGUUUACAGUUACCCCCCCCCCCCAGAUAUUUACAACCCUGGUCCAUUUCUGCAUCCAGGCAUCCAAUUGAUUUUCCUCUAUGCCUCUGCAUUUUCCCUCCCUGACAUGCUAGGUGUAUUUGAAGCCUUGGCUGAUGAAGCAGUUCCAUGUACGGUGUGUAUUCAAAUUGAUCAAGCAUUUACAGUCAGAGGAGUCUGGUUGAUAAAGGCUGUGUUGAGAAGAGCAGCAUUGACUACUGUCUGAAAGAGAAUUUACCAGCAAACAUAGUAACAAUGAAAAUCGAUGAUUCACUCUGGUCGUUCAUCAUACAAAAGUAUGACACACAUGCUGGGUGUUGCCUUCUUUGCUGCUUUUUUUGCUUCAUCUUCCUGAACUGCUGAACUUCAUUAAGGCCCCUGUGAGCCAACUUUGAGCUUGUGUCAGUUUUGGCACCUCUUAUUGACAAAGCAGUCUAUGCUUAUCUUGUUUUCUACAUGCCUCAUCAUUUAUUUUUUUUUUAUAUUUUCUGUGGAAGUCAUAAAAAUGUGUCUGUUUUUGCAGCUGCUCUGCUGACACCUACCUCUGGAUCCGAUUUUAGGAAGUAAAAAUCACAACACAAAAAUCAGUCUUGCUGCAGGUGGUCUUGUUUGCUUUUGUAGAUCAUAAACAUAACGAAUAAUAAUAAUUAUUAACAAAUAACAAUGAGUUUGAGCAUAAUAAAGUCAACUGAAUUUGUGCUUUUCUGUCUCCAUUUUGUUCAACUCUCUGAUAUAUUUUCCUUUUCUGCCGAGCUGUUUUUCUCCUUUUUUAUCGCCUCUUUUCUCAUAUAAUAGACCCUUCAUGCAGUCUCCAGUCUUUCUGUCUCAAUCACACACAGUGUAGGUUAAUGAUAACUUGACCCCAGCUCUGAACCCUCUGACCAGGCCCUGAUUGCUUCAUGUAAAGAGAAACUUGUGUGAACAUUCACAAAAAACCGAGCGGUUUAAGGCUUGUUUCCUGGCAUUCAACUGAAAAUAGAAGCGGUCGAGCCGUUUAGUUUAACAGCUGACCCCUGCUGGAUACAGAGCAGACUUAAGUGAGAGUUCAGAGCUUCACUCAUGAAGCCCAAAGAGAAAAAUAACCUCACACGCACCCAUGUAGUUUUACGGACAAGUACUCUAUGAACAUAGUAAACAGGCACACUUAAUGGCCCUGUAGCUCAUCUUUAUGCAGCCAAGAGUGUUUGAGUUUUUAACUUUGGAAAAAUAAAGUCAAAGUUUAUUUAGACAGCACAUUUAAAAACAACUGCAGCUGUACAGGCCAAAGUACAUAAUACCAAAAAAUAGAAAUAUGAGUUAAAAAACACUUAAAGUGAUAUUCCAGCAUGAAAUUAAGUUGAACACACUGUGACACAGAGUUAGACACCCCCCCAAGAGAUGAAUGUUGCCGACCGCUUGCUUCUCUAGUUAUACCAACUUUAGUAAUGACCGCAGGAUAGCAAUACAGAGAGCCACAUGCUCAACCUAAAAGCCACUCUAUAGCCACAAAUAAUGCUCAGAACAGCAUCUAACUUCAUCAACAGUACAUAUAGGGUUCCAGCCAUAGUACUAGCCACCAAACAUCUAUUUAACUUUGUUUGUUUUCUUUAGCAAAGAGACUAAACACAACUCACCUACUCUCUUCCAGCAGCCGCUUGUUUGUAGCGAGACUACGGGCCAGUCCAUGACCGACUACAGCGGGGUGACACAGCUCAAGGAAAAACAUUUAUGAUCAUUUCUUCAUGGAAAUACAAUCAGACCAAGACGUUAAGGCAGAAAAACUACCUUAUCUGCAGUGAAAAAUGAUUAAUAUGAUGAUUAUUGCUUCAAGGAAAUGAUAAAGUAAUGAUCAUAAAUGUUCCUUCUUGAGCUGCGUCUCCGUACAAACAAGUGGCUGCUGGAAGAGAGUGGAUAAGUUGUGUUUAGUCUUUUUGCCAAAGAAAUGAGUCAAAGUUAAAAAGAUGUUUGGUGGCUAGUACUAUGACUGGGACCCUAUAUGUCCUGUUGAUGAAGUUAGGUGCUGUUCUGAGCAUUAUUUGUGGCGUUUUGGUUGAGUGUGUGGUUCUCUGUAUUGCCAUCUGCAGUCGUUACUAAAGUUGGUAUAACUAGAGAAGCAAGCAGUCGGCAACAUUCAUCUCUGGAGGGGGUGUCUAACUCGGUGUUACGGUGUGUUUGACCCUAACUUAAUUUUACGCCAGAAUAUCCCUUGAACACAAUAACAGGAUAUGAACACAAUAAAUGAAAGCAGAUAAGAUGUCAAACUUGUCAGGCUCAACAGGUAUUAAAAGCCAAUAUGAAGGUUUGUGUUUUAACUGCGAAUCUGCCAAAAGAAACAGCUCAGUCUAAUGUCAGUAAUAACUGCUGAGUUCACUGAGGCCACAGAGUUUUUUGAUACGUUGGACACUUAAACUGGGAGUGUGGGGAACUUUCUUAAUGGAAGAAAUAAAAACAGCGUGGGAAGGGUUUUUGUGCAGGAUCUGAACCAUCAGUCUCUCCUCACAGAUCUGCCGUCUUCAGCGGCACCUGUCUGCCGGCGAGCACCAGCAGGACCUGUUUGAGGACCAGCCAGCCAUGUUUGUGUCCCAGCACUCCCAGCCUCCGACUCAGAGUCUGAUGGAGCUGAUCCAACUCUGUGGAGGAAAAGUCUGUAAAACCGUGCGACAGGCUGGAAUCUGCAUAGGGAAGUACAGCGGCAGGAGACCAGAGGGGAGCAGGAUCCUGUCCGAGCAGUGGGUGCUUGGUAAAAGAUUUUCCUGUUUCUUUUCUGUGUUUAAGAUGAAAUAAUUUUAUUGGGUUUCUGAUAUUCUUUUUCUCUUAUUUCUUCAGAUAGCAUUACUCAUUUGAAGCAGCUGUCAUAUGAUAACUACGACCUGGAGCAGAGUGGAGAGAAAAGCUGA
This is a messenger RNA of Xyrichtys novacula (pearly razorfish), 42675 nucleotides long. The record is from the annotation of a GenBank genome assembly. NCBI's taxonomy places the organism in Eukaryota, Metazoa, Chordata, Actinopteri, Labriformes, Labridae.